This is a messenger RNA of Solanum verrucosum, 1397 nucleotides long. Its product is annotated as farnesyl pyrophosphate synthase-like. Gene Ontology annotation, cellular component: cytoplasm. Gene Ontology annotation, biological process: trans, trans-farnesyl diphosphate biosynthetic process. Gene Ontology annotation, molecular function: dimethylallyltranstransferase activity; (2E,6E)-farnesyl diphosphate synthase activity. Bases 16 to 1047 code for a protein of 343 amino acids. The record is from RefSeq and is a predicted model, not a curated record. Lineage: Eukaryota; Viridiplantae; Streptophyta; Magnoliopsida; Solanales; Solanaceae. The transcript is spliced from 12 exons.
AAACAACGUUGAAAAAUGAGUGAUCUCAGGUCAAAGUUCAUGGGGGUUUAUGAACAACUUAAAGGCGAUAUCUUAAAGGAUUUGGAUAUCAAUUUAACUAAUGGCGCUUGUGAUUGGGUAGCAAAGAUGUUGGACCACAAUCUACUUGGAGGAAAGCUGAACCGCGGGCUCUCUGCUAUUGAUAGCUACAGUUUGUUGAAAGAAGGUAAACAACUAACCAGUGAGGAGAUCAUUCAAAUAUCCUCCCUUGGCUGGUGCAUUGAAUGGCUUCAAGGAUACUUCCUUGUUCAUGAUGAUAUAAUGGAUGGCUCUUCUAAACGCCGAGGUCAACCAUGCUGGUUCAGAUUAUCCGAGGUUGGCAUGAUUGCUGUUAAUGAUGGCAUACUUCUUCGCAACCAUAUUGCUGUUAUUCUUAAACAGCACUUUAGAGGAAAGCCUUAUUAUGUUGAUCUUCUUGAAUUGUUUAAUGAGGUGGAAUACCAGACUGCCUCUGGACAAAUGAUAGAUUUGAUUACCACACAAGAGAAAGAUUUAUCGAAGUACUCAUUGCCUAUUCAUAGGCGGAUUGUCCAGUAUAAAACUGCUUAUUAUUCAUUUUAUCUCCCAGUGGCAUGUGCACUUCUUAUGGCCGGAGAGAAUCUUGACAAUCAUGCUAAUGCCAAGGACAUACUCGUCAAAAUGGGAAUAUAUUUCCAAGUUCAGGAUGAUUACCUGGACUGCUUUGCUGAUCCACAGGUGUUGGGUAAGAAUGGCACGGAUAUUAAAGAUUUCAAGUGCUCUUGGUUGGUUGUGAAAGCCCUAGAACACUGCAACGAGGAGCAAAGGAAGUUAUUGGAUGAGAACUAUGGAAAAGAUGAUGAAGCUUGUGUUGCUAAAAUUAAGGCGCUCUAUAAGGAUCUCAAACUUGAGGAUGUGUACCAGGAAUAUGAGAAUAAUACAUAUGAAGAGCUGAAAAACUCCAUUGAAGAUCAAGAAACCAAAUUAAGCAAAGCAAUGCAAGCAGUUCUCAAGUCAUUCUUGGCAAAGAUAUAUAAGAGGAAGAAGUAGGAGACAAAAUUAUUGAACUACAACAUUUAAUGUUUUAGAAUUAUUUGUGCUUCUGGUUUGUUUUUUUCACCGGUGUUCGGUAUCUGCUUGGGGCCCGACUAUUCCAUAUUUGUGUCCAGAGGCGGACUCAGGAAUUGAAAGUGUCGGAGACACCUCUAUCUUUAAUAGAUACAUUCCAUUUCUUUUCUUUAUAGUACCUAGACAUUUUCUUGGAGGCAUGGCUUCAUCAAGAAGAAUGGUGUGGUUUUUCCUACUGGAUUAUUAGGAAAAUAUCAUACAGUUUGAGGAUUCAAAACUUGAUUGAUUGAGCUGUUUCAAGUGCAUUUUAAUGUAGUUUCUUUAUACUGAAA